AUGAAAUCGGGUACAGUUUCUAAAAGUGAUGCUUUUUCAACCGAGGAUCCAGUGAUGGUCUGUGGUGUAGUAGAGUCGACUAGUAGCUCCGAUUGGACUCUUGUAUGGGAAGAUAAUUUCAAUUGGAACGGUGGAAUCGAUCCUACAAAGUGGGAAUUUGAUGUCGGUGGACAUGGUUGGGGUAAUAAUGAGAAACAAUUUUACACAAAUAAUCGCCAAGAAAAUACACGUUGUGAGCUAUUUCCAGGUAGCAGUAAUGGUCGUCUCAUUAUUGAAGCACGUCGAGAACAAAUGAAAAACUGUGAAUUUAUGUCGGCUCGCCUCAAGAGCAAGGUCAAAUGGACUUAUGGUCGUUUGCAAAUUCGUGCCAAACUACCUGACGGUCGUGGUCUAUGGUCAGCUCUUUGGAUGUUACCCGAAAAGGCAACACACAGCAGUGUCUAUUGGCCAGAUAACGGCGAAAUAGACUUGAUGGAACAAGUUGGCUAUGAUCCACUACGUAUUCAUUCAACUGUGCAUACACAGGCAUAUAAUCACAUGAAAGGCACUCAAAAAGGUCUUUCCAUUAUUGUUAGUGAUGCUGUUUCAAAUUUUAAAAUUUACACUCUCAAUUGGAAUCCUAAUAAAAUUGAAAUGUACGCUGGUGACGAUGCUAAUCCAUUCGCUAAUCAUAUAUUUACAUGGAAUAAAGAAGGUGAUUGGACACAAUGGCCGUUCGAUAAACCAUUCUUUAUUAUUAUGAAUCUUGCUGUGGGUGGUAAUUGGGGUAGUGCACACGGCAUCGAUAAUAAUAUAUUUCCUCGUCGAAUGGAAAUCGAUUGGGUGCGUUUUUAUCAACAAAGCUAA
Molecule: messenger RNA, 846 nt
Organism: Rotaria sordida
Lineage: Eukaryota; Metazoa; Rotifera; Eurotatoria; Philodinida; Philodinidae
Source: the annotation of a GenBank genome assembly